AUGGGGAUAGCAGAACAUCAUGACUGCCUGUCUUACUCGGCUUUGCAAGUAUUAUCCAGGAGGUGCUAUGGGAAGCAGAGAUGCAAAAUCACGGUCAACAAUCACCAUUUCGGGAGCCCCUGUCUGCCAGGAGUGAAAAAAUACCUCACUGUCAGCUAUGCCUGUGUUCCCAAGAACAUACUCUCAGCGAUUGAUCCAGCCGUUGCUAAUCUAAAACCUUCUUUGAAGCAGAAAGAUGAUGAAUAUGGUAUAAACUUUGACCCAAGGGAACCGAGGGUUCUGAGGAAAGAUGGAGUUAUUGUUAGCAACUCUCUGGCAGCAUUUGCUUACAUUAGAGCUCACCCAGAGAGAGCAGCGCUGCUGUUCGUGUCCAGUGUCUGCAUCGGUCUGGCACUCACAUUGUGCACCUUGGUCAUCAGAGUGUCCUGUACCAAGGACUUCAGGGAGCUGCAGCUGGCAAGGGAGCACCUGGUGCCAGAAAGUGACAAGGCUGAGGAAAACAGCGAGGAUGAAGAGGGGGAGGAGGACUCCUCUGACUCCGAUUUUCCAGGAGAACUAUCUGGGUUUUGUAGGACUUCAUAUCCUGUCUACAGUUCCAUAGAGGCUGCAGAGCUGGCAGAAAGGAUUGAGCGCAGGGAGCAAAUCAUCCAGGAAAUAUGGAUGAACAGUGGUUUGGACACUUCACUCCCCAGAAAUAUGGGCCAGUUCUACUGAAAAAGAGCUGUAUCUUCACAUGAUCACACUUGCUGAAGAAGGAAGGAUCCACAAUGCCCCUCUGGUUCUGUUUCACUCGUACCUUCUGUGAAGGAGUAUUCGUCAUGUCAUCCAAUACUGGUGAAGCCAGAAGCUAUUAAAGGGACAUUUCAAACUGUUUACGACACAUUUCAAAAUAAAUUAGGAGGGAAGUCUUUGUUUUCUGUAUUUAUUUAAAUUCAUUUUUAUACAUUAACACAGAGUGCACAUUUACUGAGGGCUUAUAAUGGCGGCACUGUUCUAUAGCUGCUUUUCAUGUAUUAAGCUGUUUAAUCCCCACAACAGCUUCAUGAGAUAGUGCUAUCCACCCCAUUUUACAGAUGAGUAAACAGGAGGUCCCCUACAUCCAUAAAAAAAUUGUACUGAUAUAGAGACAGCAAG
This is a messenger RNA of Ailuropoda melanoleuca (giant panda), 1134 nucleotides long. RefSeq names its product protein eva-1 homolog C. Lineage: Eukaryota; Metazoa; Chordata; Mammalia; Carnivora; Ursidae. Gene Ontology annotation, molecular function: carbohydrate binding. The record is from RefSeq and is a predicted model, not a curated record. The coding region runs from base 1 to 714 and encodes 237 amino acids. The transcript has 5 exons.